GUAGUUGUGAAGGGGUCUUCUGACUGCAUCGCUGCAUUUAAAAUGAAUCCUGACUUGAAACUCCCUUUUAUUUUCCUGCUCGUUGGAGUUUCUUUUCCUGUGGAACACUGUCCACCUCAAUGCAGGUGUGACUGGAAAAUCCAUAGUGUGCUGUGUACUGGAAUUGAAGUUGCCCCUUUUUUCCAUUACUCCAUACAGGAGGUGUGGCUUGUGAGGACAAAGCUUGCCUCUGUUCCUCAAAACAUGUUUGGCAGUUUGCCCAACAUUUCUCACAUAUCCAUCUCUGAUGAUAAUACCUUAGGAUCUCUUGAGAGGCAUUCUUUUUACAACCUGUCCAGGGUCAUACACAUAGAGCUACAUAGUAUCAAAACACUGACAUACAUUGAUCAAGAGGCAUUUAAGGAACUUCCGAACCUAAAAUAUCUUGGGAUCACCAACACAGGCCUAACAUCAUUUCCUGUUCUGCAAUCCAUUCAGUCAAAACAGGAGGAUUUGAUUUUGGAAAUAGUAGAAAAUGUCUUCAUACGAGUUAUCCCUGCCAAUUCUUUCACUGGAGUAUCCAAGAAUCCUUUGACAGUCAUGCUCAAUGGCAACGGUUUGACAGAGAUCCAGGACUAUGCUUUCAAUGGUACCCAGCUGGAAGAAGUAUACCUUUACAGGAAUAUGGAUUUGGAACAUAUAGCUGAAUUUGCAUUUUAUGGGGUGACUCAUGGCCCAACUCACUUAGACCUUUCAGAGACCAAAGUGCACUCUUUGCCUUCAAUAGGCAUGAACAGCAUUGAGAAGCUUCAAGUUAGUAAAGCAUGGGAACUCAAAGCUCUGCCUCCUUUCAGUGCCUUUCUUCAUUUGCAGAGUGCUCACAUGACCUUUGCAAGCCAUUGCUGUGGUCUUACAAUGCUUAAGAGAUGGAGAAGAGAAGCACAUUUCUGCAACCUAACCAGUGCAGCUCUUGCAAAGCUGCAGGAAUCCUCGGCAGUUUUCUUGGAGAAAGACAGCUCUGUGGUCCCACCUUCAGGAAGCACAUAUUACAAUCUAAACAACCUCACCAUCGGGUGUCCAGACAGACACACUCAAGAUGAGGGCUUGUUUGUUGUGGAUUUAUCUUCAGAGCAGUUUGGAGAAGAGUUUGACUUUGCUCUGUGUAAUGAUCUUUACAAGGAUAACAGGCCCUCGUGCACACCUCUGCCUGAUGCCCUGAACCCCUGUGAGGAUGUAAUGAGUCAAGGAUUCCUAAGGGUGUUGGUCUGGGUGGUCAGUUUGUUAGCCAUUUCAGCAAACUCGUUAGUGCUGGUCCUCCUGUUGACCUCCCAACAGAAACUGUCUGUCACUCGUUUCCUUUUGGGUCACCUAGCUUUUGCCGAUGGCUGUAUGGGGAUGUACUUACUGUUGAUUGCAUUGGUUGAUUUUUACACACACUCUCAUUACUAUCAUUAUGCUAUUUCUUGGCAAACAGGAAGUGGUUGUAAGCUGGCAGGGAUUUUGUCAGUGUUUGCUAGUGAGUUAUCUGUGUACACGUUGACUUCAAUCAGCUUUCAUCGCUGGCAUACGAUCUUUAAUGCCAUGUGGCCGGACAGACAGAUGAGGCUGCGGCAUGCAGCUGUGCUGAUGCUGAUAGGGUGGUUACUUUGUGGCACUGUUGCCUUUUUGCCGGUGCUUGGUGUGAACACUUACCAGAGAGUGAGCAUUUGUUUGCCCAUGGACACUGAGACAGCUGUUGCCCAGUUUUAUAUUGUUUCCGUUCUAAUUCUAAAUGUAAUAGCUAUUAUAGUAGUAUGCUUAUGUUACAUGAGCAUCUACUGUAUGGUGCAUAAUCCCAAGCAUGACUCCAGCAAAUGUGACACCAGCAUGGCCAAACGCAUGGCUGUUCUUAUUUUUACCAACUUUCUGUGUUUGGCCCCUAUUUGUUUCUAUGGUUUGUCUGCAGUGUUCCACCAACCACUGAUGACCAUCACAGAUUCUAAGGUGCUGCUCGUGCUUUUCUAUCCCCUGAACUCUUGUGCACACCCCUUUUUUUACGCUAUCCUGACUAAGGCAUUUCACAGAGACAUGCUGAUGCUGCUGAGUCGGAUGGGGCUGUGCAAGAGGCGAGCAUACCUCUCUCAAAGCCAUUUUCUCAGCAUGACUCCGCAUAUUUACAGAGAGACUCUGCCUGGCCGCACAGUCGGUCAACAGCAUCCCAAAACAUGAAUCACCCGUUUGCUUCUAAAACAUAUUAAAAUCCCAUCUUGUAGUCUCUGUUAUCAGCAAUUACUUUGUAUUUCCAUUUAUUUGACUUUAAUGUUAAUCUGUUUGUGCAGUGGUUAUUAGUUGUUGUAUCUGCUGUUUUGUGUCUUAUGAUAAAACUACACAGUGUCGCCUUG
This is a messenger RNA of Girardinichthys multiradiatus, 2360 nucleotides long. RefSeq names its product thyrotropin receptor-like. Bases 43 to 2187 code for a protein of 714 amino acids. Gene Ontology annotation, cellular component: membrane. Lineage: Eukaryota; Metazoa; Chordata; Actinopteri; Cyprinodontiformes; Goodeidae. Gene Ontology annotation, molecular function: thyroid-stimulating hormone receptor activity; protein binding. Gene Ontology annotation, biological process: G protein-coupled receptor signaling pathway. The transcript has 11 exons. The record is from RefSeq and is a predicted model, not a curated record.